GUCCGAGUGCGAGCCCAGCCGCCGCCAUGGCCACGCAGGUGCAGAGUCUGCCGUCGCCUCACGGAGCCCAGGCCCCGGAGCAACCGCGUUCGGAGCCGGCCCAGAACUCGGUACACGCCCAGGCCCCGGCAUUGCGCCAGGCCGCCGGGCCCGAGCAGGCGUCCUCCCAGACCGGGGCUGGCACCGGCACCAGGCCUGAGGCCAAGCGCCUCAUGGCAGCCCCGCCGCCCAAGGUGAACCCGUGGAGUAAAACGGCCUGUGCCGGCGAGUCCGGCGCUCCCAGCCCGGCUCCGCCUGCAGAGCCCGGAGUGGCCUCCGGACCUGGACCAGGGCCCGGCUCCGAGCCCCCGGGACAGGCUGGAGACAGCGCUGAGGAGCAGAGGGCCGGUGGCUGCGGCCGCAGGAAGGAGUUCAUCGAGGCGCCCCCGCCCAGAGUCAAUCCCUGGACCAGGAGAGUGAGCGGGAGCGGCGUGGAGACCGAGCCAGAAAUGCCAGCACCAGCUAAAGUCGUCAAAGCAGGGAACCCAAGACCAAAGAAAGGAGCCAAGGUCAGCGAUUUUGGUGACACCACAAACUGGCCCACGCCUGGUGAAAUUGUUAAUAACAAGACAUGGGAACCAGUUAUUUCCUCUGAGCAUCCACAGAACAGUAAGCCACAACAGAAUAAAAAACCACCUGCUAGAAAGGAACGGCCAGACAAAUGCGACAGCAGUGAGAGCAAAGAGAACCAGAAAGCCAAAUCUGAUGAAUCACCAGAGGAACGGAGCGCCGAUGAGGAUUCACAAAAAUCUACACAAAAGAGAAAAGGGUACAAGCAAAAGUGGGUUCCACUACAGUUGGACGUAAAAUCAGAGGGUACACAGGACAAGUCAGCAUCGCGCAGCAACUCUCGCCCUCAGACAGAGCCCCUGCGGCCACCUGUCAACAACAGGAACGACUCAAAAGGCUACCAUCGUGAUGAGAAGCAUGACUCACGAGAUUGGAGGGAAGACCGCGAUGAGAUUUCCAGUGUGAAAAGCGAAGGUGGAACAAUCCGCGGGGGCUUCAGGGGACGAGGUCGUGGACGCGGCCGGGGGAGGGGUCGUGGCAGAGGUGCUUCUCGCUCUCACUUUGACUACCAUUACACCUACACCGCAAACACUGACAGUAAUGAUGGAUUGUACAGGCCAAAAUUUGGCAGUGAUAUCAUCUAUUACUAUGACAAUCAGAGCAGUGCGGAGCUGUACACAAUGGAUAAAAAGUUGCUUAAAGACUACAUCAAGAAACAGAUUGAAUACUACUUUAGCCUGGAUAACUUGGAAAGAGACUUUUUCUUGAGAAGAAAGAUGGAUGCUGAUGGUUUCUUGCCAGUCUCAUUAAUUGGAGGUUUUCACCGAGUCCAAGCAUUGACCACUGAUGUCAAUCUCAUCUUGGAGGCUUUGAAAGACAGCACUGAGGUGGAAGUGGUUGACAAGAAGAUCCGAAAAAAAGAAAACCCUGAAAAAUGGCCGCUCCCAGAGACAGACUUCACACGUUUACUUAAUUGCCCAGAAUUCAUUCCUGGGCAGACUUACAAAAAGCAGACUGAGUCGGCUCCUGGUUCACCCCGGGCAGGCAGCGCUGCAAGCUCCAAGACUGAGGAACCCAGUAAUUUGAAGACUUUGCCGAAAGGACUUUCCACCAGCCUUCCUGAUCUGGAUUCUGACACAUGGAUUGAAGUGAAAAAGAGACAUCGGCCAGCUCCUGCAAAACCAAAGAAAUCUGAAGAACCCAAAACCCAAACAUCUUUGAAGCCAGACCAUGAGGAACAAGAGGAGCUGGAUUUCAUGUUUGAUGAGGAGAUGGAGCAGAUGGUCGGGCGCAAGAACACGUUCACUGAUUGGUCGGAUGAGGAUUCUGAUUGUGAAAUUGACGAUCGUGAUGUGAACAAGAUUCUAAUUGUGGCACAGACACCUCCAUAUUUGAGGAAACAUCCUGGUGGGGACAGGACAGGAAAUCACAUCUCCAGGGCAAAACUGACAUCUGAGUUUGGUAAGGUCAUUAAUGACGGCCUUUACUACUACGAGCAGGACCUAUGGAAAGAGGAUUAUGAACCAGAAUAUGCAACCAUAAAGCAAGAAGUGGAAAAUUUCAAGAAGCUAAAUAUGAUCAGCAGAGAGGAGUUUGACACUCUAACCCCUGAACCUCCUGUUGAUCCAAACCAAGAAGUCCCACCUGGACCACCGAGGCCACAGCAAGUACCUACAGAUGCAUUGGCCAAUAAACUUUUUGGUGCAGCUGAACCACCAGUGUCUUGCAUGGCACGAUCUUUGCCAACAACUGUUCCGGAAUCACCAAACUACCGGGGUGCACGAACCCCUCGCACCCCCCGCACACCCAGGUUAAAGGAUCCAAGUCAAAUGUCUAGGUUUUACCCUGUUGUGAAAGAAGGGAGGCCUCUGGAUGCAAAGGCUCCUCGGAAGCGGAAAACUAGACACAGUUCAAACCCUCCACUUGAGAGCCAUGUCGGCUGGGUGAUGGAUUCAAGAGAGCAUCGACCAAGAACGUCCUCCUUCAGCUCCAAUGCCAGCCCAUCAGAGGGAAUCCCAGUCGCUGGAAGCUAUGGUUGUACUCCCCAGUCUCUUCCCAAGUUCCAACAUCCCUCGCAUGAAUUACUGAAGGAAAAUGGAUUCACACAACAUGUUUAUCACAAGUUCCACAGGAGAUGUCUGAAUGAGCGCAAGAGGUUGGGAAUAGGACAGUCUCAAGAAAUGAACACGCUGUUCCGAUUCUGGUCAUUCUUCCUAAGAGACCACUUCAACAAGAAGAUGUAUGAAGAGUUCAGACAGUUGGCUGUUGAAGAUGGGAAAGAAGGAUAUAGAUACGGAUUGGAGUGCCUUUUCAGAUAUUAUAGCUAUGGCCUUGAAAGAAAGUUUAGACCGGAGAUCUUCAAGGAUUUCCAGGAAGAAACCAUUGUGGAUUAUGAAGCAGGGCAGCUGUAUGGAUUAGAGAAAUUCUGGGCUUAUCUAAAGUAUUCAAAAGCUAAGAAUCUGGACAUUGAUCCAAAACUUCAAGAAUACCUCAGCAAAUUUAAACGUCUGGAAGAUUUUCGAGUGGACCCACCAAUUUGUGAUGAAGUUGGCCGCAAGCGUCAUUCUUCAGGAGCAGAAGAGAAAAGGCGUUUGCCAUCAUCGUCUUCCAGUAAAAUCGCAAGCGCCACCAGUGAAGCUGCAACUGGGAUGCAGCUCCCCUCCAAAACCACAACAGAAGAAAUCAACCCCACUCUGAGCCAGAACCCUGCUUCACAGGAAGUGGAAACUGCAGACAAAUAGAGCUUGGACUCUGACCCUCAACUCUGGAUCUUUUAUUUGAACCUUUGGUAUUGUCACCUCGAUGACUGACUGACUGACUGAAAAACUGGGCCAGAUAUCAGAUAUCAGACAUUCUUCAAUGCUGGGCAGUGGACAAAUGUAUCAUCUGCCUGAAGACUUGUAUUCAAAGCCAGUUUCACGUCUUUCACCCAUAUGAAUGAAUGUUGCAUGAGAACAAUUGGCUAAAAUAUAAUUCACCUGCUUGAUUUGGGGUUCGACAAUACAGCUUCACUCAUAUCCAGAAAACACAAAAAAAAACAAAAAAAAUCAAAACCCGUCCCUUGAGAACGGGAUUAAAAAGAUGCCUUAUUACUGCCUGCUCCUGUUUCUGGGCAGCAUAUAUUAAAUUCUGCUCGCUCGGCUAAUGACUCUCCUAUUGGCCUCUAAUCUUGAUAAAAUUAUCAGUUCCUUAUCCUGGAUUUUGAAUUGUCAAGGUUUUGUUUGUACCCGAUUUAAAAGUUACCGCAGGCGGAAUCAAAUAGGGAAGGUGAUUUAAGGUGCAAAUCCUAUUGAGUGGCAGAUAACCUUUCUGUCAGGCCUUAUUCCGCUUGUUUGUGGUAAAGGACUUCAGUUUGAUAACCAGGUAUAAAGAUGUUAGCAAGUAGCCCUGGCAGUGGCUCAUUGGCCCCAUGUCAAACUCUUUGUCAAAGUCACUGCUGCAGUGCCUUUGGCCACAAGCAUUUUAUUGCUCCUGUCCGGUUGUCGUCUUGCUUCUUCCAAACCCAAACCGGCAUCACUUUGAAAAUUGCUACAGCCCAGUUCCGUCUUAGUUGAUGAGCUGCCUGCUUGGAGUAACAGCAGUAACAUUGGUGAAAUUUAUAUCCGGCAACAUCAUUCUCAGAAUGUGUGUUACGUAGGGAUGUCGCAAUGUGAUUUUAUUUUCGAUGUUUUGGUACAGUGGUAAUCUUAACUCCCAUCAUUCUAGCAGUUGUUCUGGAAAUGCAACCAUCACUAGGAGUACAAGGCUUUGCAUUUUCAUUUUGUUAAUCAUUGUCACAUUUAUUGUGGUCUGGUUAGCAGUGUACAGAAAAACUGAGCCCUGUGAUUAUGGCAGACUAGCUACGUCAGAGCCCAUUGGGACACGCUACUGUGAUAUUUGUAAUAUCAUUAUUAUGUUGUGAUUGGUAUGCAUGUUUCUCAUGGAUGAAUUGCAUUCUUGGGCUCUAGGGGAGCUGGUACUGGGAGAAGCCUGAUAGCUUUGCUUUUCUAACUGCAGCUGAGUUCCGAGCUCGGAUUCUGGGCUGGCUUUUCCUUUAGGGGAGCUGUUGAGUAGAGUUUGAUGACCCAUCUCUUUGGAUGGUGCUCUUAGUGAAAGUAAAUUCACUUUUGCUGCUCUCUGACUCCUGCAUUUUGAGUGCUUUUAUUGUUUGUUCUCAUUUAGUUUCCAUCUUCUCACGCAUGCUUGUUCUUUCUUUUCUGUCUCUUCCUCUAUCCCUCUUGCUCUGUCAGCAGGCUUUAUCUUCCCUUCCAUGCCAGUUAGUGGCAUUAAUGUUUGGUAGAAUGUCCUGGGCUGCUUUGGAGACUGGAGGGGUUUUGUGACUUUCCAGCGCUUGCGGAAAGGCUCCCAUAUUGUUGUGUAACUGGUUUGGGUUGAAUUUUUUGACUGGUCUCAUCUGCCACUGUAAAAUCAGGUAGAUGUAAUUGUGGAUUGAGUGUUGACUGAUGUUUAUGCCUUCCUUGCUUCUGUGCUGAACUUCCUGAACGCGAAGCUCCCUGGUCCUUGUUGAUGGAUGUUUAAUCUUUAGGCUAACAUUUGCCAUUGAUGCUAAUUCUUCAUGAAGAUGAGUCAGUUAAGACAGCAGCCACUUGUAGGAAAUAAGAUCCUGACUAAAGCAGGUCAGUUUAAGAAGUUUUGAGUAAUGUACGAGAACUUGGGGAGUGACUUUGCUUCUCAGUGUGAUUUUGAAAACAUGUAUUGUUUACACCAUAUUGUUUGAAGGAGUCCCAGAGACUCCCAGGAGUUCCUGUAAUACAGGGCUAUGAUCACUUGUAAAUCAGUUGGGUUUGACCAAUUUUACCAGAAUUUUCAUGCAAAUCAGACUGACGUACUUAUAACUAAAGAAAACUGCAUUGUUGGCAGUAAUUCAAGGUUGAGGCAUCCUGAAUCCUCAGCCAGCUCAGUUAGGAGAAUGUGAAGCUGCUUUUAUUUAAAUGAGAAAUAGUUUGUAAAAAACAAAUGCCUCCACUAGACAGGAACCUAGGUCUUGAACAUGUUUUUAUUUCAGGUAACGUGGAAUAUUUGCUAAACUUCUUUUUGCUCAUUUUACACUCACACUUGCAUUUAGAACUCCAGUGUAUGAUUCAUGGGACGAUUUGUAUAUAAUGUGAGACCAUGAAAACAAUUAUAGCUGAAUGUCAUUUUUUUUUCCUGGAGUGAGAAAACUAGCCAUAUUUGCCAAAGAAAUUCUGGGUUUCACAGAUGCUGGGAAUAAGUUAGUUGCACAUAUUAUUAAAAAAAACAAAGGUGCUGUGGAUUUAUUCUGCAUUUCUCUGGGUGAAAGGUACAUCUUCCACCAACAGCUGGUUAAAAGUCAUUUUGACUUUUUUUAUUCUUUCCACUUCCCUUUUUAAUGUUUGAACCACUUGCCCCUUUGCCCCCGCUGCCCUGUGUUGUACACUUGGACCUUAAAUUGACCUCAUGUCCCAAUGUUGUUUCCCUGAACACCUGUCCGUUCUCUCUCUCUCUUUCCCUUGCUUUCUAUGCCCCCUCUCCACUGCAUUUGUUUGCUUGACUACCUGCCCAUUCCCCCUGUCCCAGCAUUGUUCACCUGAACACCUGUCCAUUGUCUCCGGAUCCCAGCCUUGUUAGCUGAACACCUACCCAUUCUGCUCUCUACUGACUGCCACUGUUGAAUUUUGCAGCCAGUUGACAGGUGAAGUACCGCAACUUAAACUGUCAGCAUACAUAUAUAAUUAGUAGUCCAGCUUCUCUCUCAACCUGCUGAGGACACAGUCUACAACUCUCUUGCUACAGGCAUAGAAUUUAAACCAUUUCUCCGUGCUAAUUAAACUGAUCUCCCUCAUGAGCAGUGAGACUCAGUGAAAAGUUUGACAGCUCUACAACAGAGCUUGAUGUUGCAGCUGAACUCCCUUCCACCCUGGUUUACUUGAGUGCAGUUUUUCCAAUUAUUUUAGCUGUUCUUGGAUUUUAUAGCAAAAGGUGGUUAACCUGCUGGUUACCUGUUCGGCUAAACAAAGACAUUUAAGCAUGUCUGUAUUCGGACUGCUGCAAUCUUUCUUCCAGUCGCUUGUUGCUGUCUGAAGGUUAGAUCUUUAAUUUGUAUUCUAAAUGAUGAACUUAACUUCGUUGUUGUGAAAUAUCCCAUUUUAACACUUGUAGCUGUUUGCUCUUGGAAUGAGUUUAAGCUUGAUAUAACUGCACACUUCCAAGAGCCGACUUAACAUUCAGCAAAAUCACGUGAUGCCAGAACCUGGUUUAACAUGCAUUGUUUUCUGGAGCCACAAUAUCCACUUGUUCCAUUUUGUUGCAAGUUUGCCCUUUAGAUGUUUAAGGUUCUGUCUAUUGGCUGGAUGGCCCAUUGAACAUUGUCAGUAUUUGGGUGACCCCAGAUGUUUCCAUGAUUUCUAAAUAAUUUCUACUCUAAACUUGCAAGCCAUACACAAGAUUUCAGUUUUGCACUAGAAUUCAGAGUUUAGAAGGCCCUGAACUGAAGACUGGAAUUGACUGAGCUGAAAUAUUUUAUAGAUAUUAACUGUCCAUCUAGACACUGACAGCCCACUCAGUAUUAGUCAUGUCAAACAGCUUGACUGAGAAUACAAAAGUCUCUUUUUUUGAAGUUACAGAGUUAUAAAGAAUCUAGAGAAUGUGCAGUGAAGUAUCCAGGGUAUGUGCAAACCCCUCGGCAGGGGAGGAUGUGAACCUCCAGUUGAUCAGGAGUACCUAGUCUGUUAAAUCUCUGGAAAAGGUCCACAUUUCAAAUUGCUUCUAACUUUCUUGCAACUUAGCAAGAUUUUUGAAGUAUUUGGUAAACCGUGAUGACUCGUAUCUCUUCAAAUGUUCUGUUUAGUUCAUUUACUCAAGAAUCCAGUCGUCUUCUCUCCAGAAUAACGGAAAUUGUGUGAAAUUACUGAGGCAUAUGCCAACUACAGUGACACAGAAGGUCUUGUUCCUGAUUGCAGCCUGGACCUGCUCCAGAUUUCUCCACUGUUGAACCAGCAGUAGUAUAUAUCAGUUCAGAGGUUGUUUAUGAAUUCUUCAGAGUAAAGUCUCUAAUAUUCUGUGAGAUUGCAAACCCAGAGUGAGAACGAGGAAGGAAAGGUCAUGAGUUAGACUAGAAUAUUUCACUGCAUUGAACAGCAUUGAUAUAUUUGGGAGGGGUGGUUGCCUUAAUAUGGUGGGGAUUUGGACAAAGUACCCUGUUGAACUGCGUCACGAGUUUGUCAACGUUACUGUUUAUGUGAAGAUUGGGAAUUGAUUAUGGGAAACCUCAUGACUCUUAACUCUGUAAAUAGUGCACAAGCUGCUAAAGUGCUUUGAGUGUACCUUUUAAAAACAGCUUUGUGAAUUCUGGGCUGCUUGAGGUCAGUUUUGUUUUGUGACAGCAACUGUAUGAGGGGUAAAUAGGUGCACUUCUUUAGAACAUUUAAUUCUAUUUCCAAUAUUAUCAAUGAGCUGUAAGUGUGCAGCAGUUUCUUGUUCUGUGGGGUCGGGCUUGCACUAGUUUCCUUUCUUUAUUAGACAUUUCUUCCCACAAAUAUUCAUUCGGAAAGUUAAAACCAGUGUCUAAGCCCAUUCUGACUGGCAAGUUUCCUGUUAGUUUAGUUUAGUUUAGUUCAGUUCACUUCAACUUCCAACCAUUUCACAUAUAUCAAGACUGCUUCAGGUCAUUCUGUUUUAUUUUAGAUUCCAUCCAAAGCCUAUAGUAAGUGGGCUUUUAGUUUAUUUAAUUUGAUUGCUACUGCACAUAAGGAGUAAGAGCUUGCCCUUUUAAGGGCAGACUUGUACAGGAACCACGGACAGGGCUAAAGGCUCCGUGUAUUGCACUCUUGCCCCCAAGAGCUGGGGUAGCCAGGUCUUUAUGGGCUGGGGUAGCCAGGUCAUUACAUUAAGCAUACAUGCUGGAACACUAGUGCAAUUAUGUUUUAAAUGUGAAUGCAGCUGCAUUUAGCAGAAAGUGAGUGUGUCCUUUUAAGGGCAAAUUCAUAAUUGAACCCCACGUAGAUUCGCAUAUUGCAAUCCUGCUCCACAAACUGUCGCAGCUGUGCCCUUGCAGGCCAAGCGCUGGCUGUGUCAUCCCAGGAGUGGGCAACCAUGUCCUCAGCUGCAGUAUGACUUCUGAUGGUAAACAUAAAUGCUGGAACACUAGUACAUUUCUAUUCACCAGCUUACCCUACCCAGCCCAAAAUAAUUCAAUAUCCAGACCCAAAUAUUCUCAUCUCUGAAUCUGAAGUGCCACUCCUGGCAGAACAUCUGUGUUUGUCCUUUAUUUCUCCACUGAAAGCUGAUGGUUCUGUUUCAGCUGCUUCAUUACUAAUGCUCUUAGCUUUCAACCACCGUGAAUAUUGGUCAGGUGGUUCAGCUUUGAGCACAACCUAUUGUUAAAUAGAUUGACCAAUUGAUGGUUUGUAAAAGGGAUCUGGUGCUUUCAUGAGCCAGAAAUCACCUCUUACAGCGAUGUGUGGCUCAGUAUUUAUUACAGUUCCUUAGCAGUUUAAAUAUAGACAUGCAGAGCUAGGCUGAGUGAAACAUUAACCUGAAGUGGAUGCCCAGAGUGCCUGCUUAGGAUGCUGGUGAGUCUCCUUAUCCUGGCUGCUGUAAUAAUAGAAACUACAACAGAUGCAGAUUUAUCCCACUUUUAAAAAAACAAACUUGUAAAAUACUUGAACAAGAGCUUGUAACAUAAACUAUUAAUCACUUAGAGUAUUUGCUUUUUAGUCUGAUGUGGUUCCUUCCGGGUAGUGUUUUGCCCUUUGUAAUUUGUGGUAAUUCUGCUUUCCUUUUAUAUAAAAAAAACAAUUAAAAUGUACAAAAAAUUAAAAAAAACACUAAAAAGACUAUUGUUUGGGUCUGGUUAUUUCAGUGUAAAAAGAGCUGGAGUUUGACUUUCAAUGCUUUUUGUCCCCUAAUCUGUGUAUUCCCACUGCAUGGGUAGAAAACCCACUGACUGUGCCUAGGAUUCGAUGCUUAGCAGGGCUGUAGUUAGUAACUAAUGCCAGUCAGACUGUCCAAGCAUAAUCUAAGAAUGUCCUGGAGUUUGUCUUUGAGGUUCCAUCUUGUUUGAUCUCAGUUGAGGUUAUGAUGCUCUUUCUGUGCUGAAACAAUUUUUUUUGUGCAAUUUGAUUCCCUUGCAUCACCUAGAUUGCAUGCUUUCAGAUCAGUAAUGAUGCUCUGCUCCCACAUGAUAUUUAGUCACAAGUGCUGAAUGCAUGAUUUAUCUCUACCCCUUUGUAAUGGUCCCUGCAUUACAAAGGCAAACUUCAGGCCAAUUAUUUCAUUUCAAGUCCUAUUAGGAAAUGGCAAAAGGCACUAGAUAUUGCAAACAAUAUUUGCCCUGACAGCAUUCUGGCUCACGUACUUUGUCCAAUUAUUUGGGAGAACUCUGCAUCAAUUUGAACUGAUUUAUAGCUUUUAACUUUUUCUGAAGAGCUAACUUAUAUCAGGACUGCUGCCCUGAUAACCUCUAUCUGAUGACUUGAAGCUAGUUAAUUUCACAACCGCUUAAAAAUUGUGUUUGUAAGAUACAUGCAACCAUUAGAGGAUGGAUUAUCAGCCAUGCUUGUAUUGACUGGUGGACCAGGCUUGAAGGGCCAAAUGGCCUAUUUUCUGUUUCUAUCCCACAGGAGAAGCUGCUGCCAGUGAAUGUUACUGUCCUCCAAGUAGCCAGUUUAAUUUUAAUAAGCCUUAGCUAUGCUACACGUGUUCCAUUACUCGCCAGAAAAUACAUGGCCCAUUUAAGGAAGUGUAAAGGGUAUUAAGAUUUGUUACAGUUGUAACAGAAAACUUGAAUGAGACAAUUUACUAACUUUACAAUUUUAAUAACAAAAAUUAACAAGCAAUAGGCUUUAAGUAGGUAGGUUUACUGCUUUGCCAAAAUAGUCAAGAGUUCAUAUCAAAUCCAAUUUAUUUAUAACUGCUCUUAUCUAAGAAAACUAAGAAUAGCUAACAGAAUAUCCGUCAACAUUUAAAGUAGUAUUAUCUUGAAACCUCAAUCAAAUAGAUCUUUUGUGAUGGGGGAAUAUUUUUUGAGAAGUAUUCUCUGAGGGCUUCUAAUACUUAUAAAUUUUCAGUGCAAGAGUCUUGCAAUUUUUUUAGUAUUGCUUUGACACAACUGCUUUGCAAAUGAGGAUUUCUUGCACUUUUCAUGCAAUGCUGAUUCAACUAACAUUAUUCCUUAAUUAUUCGUAAGACUUUAUGAUGAGUUUUUAUUUAGUCAGUUUCUUUGUGAUGUUUCAUACUUCUUUAAUCUCUCCCUUACUCUUUCAAUUUUAGAAAAAUCUCUGUUAAAGGUUACGAGUAGAGAGAUUUUAUGGGUAUUCCUUUCAUCUUUUCCUUAUCCUUAAAAUCGUAAAAGAAUCCUUUGUUAAAUAUUUAUCAGUAAAGCUGUUUAAAUUAUCUGUCUUAAUGAAUGUUGUGCUUUGCUGGUUUCUAAUGGUAUUCAUGUGGUAAGAAUCUUUGCCAUUCUUAUCACUUGGAUGGUUCCAGUAUUUAUUCUGUAAUUAAUACUUUACUUUCGCUCUGUAAUGGAUAUUUUAAUUUCACCCUAGGUGUGAUGUUACUACGUGUCUUUCCAGACCUCCUUAUGGUGAUU
This is a messenger RNA of Stegostoma tigrinum, 11098 nucleotides long. RefSeq names its product La ribonucleoprotein 1, translational regulator (gene larp1). NCBI's taxonomy places the organism in Eukaryota, Metazoa, Chordata, Chondrichthyes, Orectolobiformes, Stegostomatidae. The coding region runs from base 27 to 3290 and encodes 1087 amino acids. Gene Ontology annotation, cellular component: cytoplasmic stress granule; cytosol. The transcript has 20 exons. The record is from RefSeq and is a predicted model, not a curated record. Gene Ontology annotation, biological process: mRNA stabilization; positive regulation of translation. Gene Ontology annotation, molecular function: RNA cap binding.